This is a messenger RNA of Mercenaria mercenaria, 3553 nucleotides long. RefSeq names its product gamma-aminobutyric acid type B receptor subunit 1-like. Bases 440 to 3010 code for a protein of 856 amino acids. The transcript has 18 exons. NCBI's taxonomy places the organism in Eukaryota, Metazoa, Mollusca, Bivalvia, Venerida, Veneridae. The record is from RefSeq and is a predicted model, not a curated record. Gene Ontology annotation, cellular component: membrane; G protein-coupled receptor heterodimeric complex. Gene Ontology annotation, molecular function: G protein-coupled GABA receptor activity. Gene Ontology annotation, biological process: gamma-aminobutyric acid signaling pathway; G protein-coupled receptor signaling pathway.
AAUUUUAGAUAGAACAACAUUCUGUGGUAUUGGCCUCUCGCUAGACUCGGCUAUAGAAAAUUGAAUGCUGCCUGAUUCCUAUAGAUUGAUUUUCGUUUCACUGUGAAUAGCAUGGAUAUAUUUUACGGCUAGCUGUUGUGUGAUUGAAAGAUUAUAUAUUUUUAGAUAUAGAUCUUAGGAUAUAUUUGUUUAUAUCAAUCUUUGUGUUUACUUCUAAGUAAUUGUUUACUGUGAAGGCAAUCAGGAGAAAUACAAUUAAAGUAAACAAUACUUCAGUAUUUAUAAAUUGAAUAUUGAAUAAACUGAAUAGUGUAGUUAUAAAUACUUGUAAAGCCAUAUAAAAAAUUAAUUUUUGAGAAAAUUUUCUAAGUGAAAUAUAAUGGAAAAAGGCUAUACUUAUAUUUUUAUCUGGAAAAACAAAUAGAGCUGGAGUAUCAUAAUGCGGCUAGUACUUUGCCUAGUGAAUGUUAUUCUUGUUUUGUUAAUAUUUUCCUUAUCUACAAGACAUGCAGAAGGGCUCAAGGAUAGGAAUAUUACGAUUGGUGGAAUUUUUCCAAUGUCAGGUAGUUGGGCAGGUGGUCAAGGCUGUUUGCCAGCAGUUCAGAUGGCCCUUGAGGAUGUAAACUUGCGUGAUGAUAUCCUUCCGGAAUACCAUUUAAACAUGGAUUUCGACGAUAGCCAGUGCAUGCCUGGCCUUGGAACAAAAGUAUUAUAUGAACUGCUAUACAACCAGCCAAAGAAAGUUAUAGUUCUGACUGGAUGCAGCAUCGUGUCGACCUUUGUAGCUCAAGCUGCAAAAAUGUGGCAUCUUAUUGUGCUUGCUUAUGGUUCAAGUUCUCCAGCACUGUCAAAUCGAGACCGGUUUCCGACAUUUUUCCGAACACAUCCGUCUGCUACACUGCACAAUCCAACAAGAGUCAAGAUAUUCCAACUCUUUAAAUGGAAAAGGAUCGCAACCAUACAGGAGACACAAGAAGUCUUUACAUCGACAGUUGAGGAUCUGGAAGAGAGAGUCAAGGCUGCGGGGAUAGAGGUAGCUGUUAGACAAAAUUUUCUUACUGAUCCUACAAAUGCUGUGAGAAAUUUAAAGAGACAAGAUGCAAGAAUAAUUGUUGGUGUAUUUUAUGAAGAUAUGGCUAGGCGAGUUUUCUGUCAGGCAUACAAGGAAAAGUUAUAUGGGAAAAAGUACGUUUGGUUUAUCAUUGGCUGGUACCCAAAUAAUUGGUAUAAAGUGGAUGACCCAAGUAUCAACUGCACAUCAGACCAACUGAAAGAGGCUCUUGAAGGACACAUUACAACAGAGGCGGUAAUACUUCAUCAAGAAAAAACAAAAACGGAUACAAACAUGACAUCACAACAAUUCAAAGCGCGUCUAGACGAGCGAUUAAAUGUUUCUGAUACAAGCCAAGUAGGAGGUUAUCCAGAAGCUCCACUUGCCUAUGAUGCAGUCUGGGCUCUCGCUAUUGCUUUAAACAAAACAUCGGAAAGAUUACGUGACAGAGGUCUAAAUAUUGAAGAUUUUAACUACUCAAAUUCGGAAAUAACAGACGAAAUUUACUCAGCAAUGAAUUCAACAAAGUUUGUUGGAGUAUCGGGAAACGUAGCAUUUUCUUCUCAAGGAGACAGAAUCGCUUGGACAAAAAUAGAACAACUUAUUAAUGGUACGUAUUAUACACUUGGCUAUUAUGACCAGAAUUCAGACAAUCUUACAUGGUUGCAUAAAGAAAGAUGGACAGGUGGUCACCCUCCUCCUGAUCGAACGAAGCAAAUGCCAGUUUUACGGGUUGUCUCUCUUGGACUAUUUUUAUCAAUGUGUGGAUUGUCUACCUUUGGAAUAUUUGCUGGUGUCGCUUGUCUGAUAUUUAAUAUAAUCAACAGUAAACGCAGAUGUAUCAUUCAUUCACAUCCACGUAUGAACAGUAUUGUUGUAAUUGGUUGUAUACUCUGCCUUAUAUGUGUCUUCCUACUGGGUCUAGACAGCCGUUUUGUAUCAGAGGAUACUUACCCACUUAUCUGUCAGCUACGAGCUUGGAUAUUAUCUUUUGGAUUUUCUCUUGGAUAUGGAGGAAUGUUUUCAAAAAUAUGGACAGUGCACAGGCUAACUACAUCAAGUAGGCAGAAAAAUAAAAAGGAAGUAAAAAACUGUGAAAUGUACAUUGUGUUAACAGCCAUAAUUCUAAUUGACCUAAUUAUCUUAACAACAUGGCAGGCAAUAGACCCAAUGUAUCGGUCACUUGAAAUGUUUGACCUUGAACCAGCGCCUUCUACAGAGCAUGAUAUAAUGUAUAAACCAUACUUAGAACAUUGUGAUUCUAACAAUAUUUCUAUAUGGCUAGGUGUCGUUUUUGGCCAUAAAGGAAUAUUGCUGUUGUUUGGUAUAUUUUUAUCGUACGAGACACGAAGUGUCAAACUGAAACAAGUCAACGAUUCAAGAUUCGUCGGAAUGAGUAUAUAUAAUGUUGUUGUUUUAUGUGUUAUAACGGUGCCCAUAGUUCUUAUAAUCAAAAGUCAACAAGACGCAUCUUUCGCUUUUGUUGCCUUAGCCAUCAUUUUAUGCAGCUUCCUUUCUUUGGGUCUUAUAUUUGGUCCGAAGGUUAUAGAAAUACUACGUAACCCAAAGAGGAAUCAACACGAGAUCAGGUCAUUGACAGAAUCUGUAGUGGGCAAAGAAGAGGAGGAACGCCAUCAAAAACUCCUCACGGAGAACGGACAACUUCAAGCACAGAUUGCUGAGAUGGAAGAAAAAGUACGAACUCUCAACAGACAGUUAAAGGAAAAAAUGCAAGAACGUAUACGACUGACUACUAGCAAGGGAAUUACCUCUAAUUUGACAGUAGAAACAAAUCGUAAAAGUUCAAAAACUAAACCUUCAUAUUCACCAACACAGGUGCUUGAAAUGAGAACUCCAGAGUGCAUGAUAUCCUCUGAUUAUUACUCGGAUUCUGGAAUACAUACGUGUUCAACAGUUAUUCGCAGUACAAAGAAUUCUCCAUCCGAGAACGAAGUGUAAUUACAAGUGAAAAACGAUAUGCCAUAACAGAUGUAAAAUGGAGCAUACUAUAGUUUGUGUGAAACAAAAUGCAAUAAAUUGUGUGAAAGUAGUUUAAAUAUAUAACGUGUGAAUCGAAGUAUAUUUAAUUAUGUGAUAUAAUUAACAGGUUAGUAAGUGUGACGAAAAUCACUAACAGAACAUAAUAAAAAAUUAUUUUGCCAUUUUCAAUAUAUAUGUUCGCAGUUCUUUCUGCAAUAUAAUUAAAGUUAGUUUGUUUGUCGAAAUGUAAUGGUAAAAAGCAGGAAAUUAGAUAAUGAAUCAAUAAAUUAUUUUAAUAUUAUUUUAAUAUUUAGAUCAUUAUGUCUUUGAAAUUUAUUUGUGCAUCUUUAAUGUACUUGUAUGGUGCGUUUAAUUGUUUUGUUAGCAACUCUAUCAUCUCUUAUCAUGAUAUCAUAAUUACCAUUAAUCGUGUAAAUUUGCUGCUGAAAUCAUGUACAUUACCUGUCCACGGUGUAUUAAAUACAUUGAGUAUUGAAUUAAUAAGAAAUAAAAUAUGAAAUU